AUGAAGCCACCAUUCUCACCACCUUCUUCUUCUUCCUCUCUUCUGAGUCUGAGAGGCAAGGGUCUCUAUGGCGAAGAUUUCAUGUGCAUCUUUGGUGAACAACUCCAACUUUAUUCCACUGCCGACACAUUUUUCGCUUCUUCUUCCUCUUCCUCUUCUUUCUCCUCGCAGAGGGUGAAGAGGGAGCGGAAACUGCCGUUUGCGGUGGGAAAGACGGAGGAAGGAUGCGACGUGUUCAGCGGACGGUGGGUGAGGGACGAGACGAGGCCGUUGUACGAGGAAGCGGACUGUCCGUACAUACAGCCUCAGCUGACGUGUCAGGAGCACGGUCGACCCGACACCGGCUACCGGCAAUGGAGGUGGCAACCUCACGGUUGCGAUCUUCCCAAAUUCAAUGCGAGCAUGAUGCUUGAGACACUUCGAGGGAAGAGGAUGAUGUUUGUGGGAGACUCCCUGAAUCGUGGUCAAUUUGUUUCUUUUGUUUGCCUUCUCCAUCACCUCAUUCCUCCUCAUCAAAAGUCCAUGCAAACCUUUGAUCAUGAUUCACUCACUGUCUUCACAGCCAAGGAAUAUAAUGCGACAAUUGAGUUCUAUUGGGCACCAUUUCUUCUUGAAUCAAACUCAGACAACGCAGUGGUUCAUAGGAUAUCAGAUAGGGUAGUGAGAAAGGGUUCAAUCAACAAGCAUGGUCAACAUUGGAAAAACGUUGACAUUAUGGUGUUCAACACUUAUCUUUGGUGGAUGACUGGCUUGAAGAUGAAGAUCUUGCUUGGAUCUUUUGAUGAUGAAGUGAAAGAGAUAGUGGAGGUAUCAACAGAAGAUGCUUAUCGUAUGGGUAUGAAAAGCAUGCUUAGAUGGGUGAAGUUGAAUAUGGACCCCAAGAAAACUAGAGUCUUCUUCACCAGCAUGUCACCUUCUCAUCAAAAAAGUAUAGAUUGGGGAGGUGAAGCAGGAAAGAAUUGCUAUAAUGAAACAAGUAUGAUUGAAGAUCCAAAUUAUUGGGGCUCAGAUUCUAGGAAGAGCAUAAUGCAAGUGAUUGGAGAAGUGUUCAAAAAAUCCAAAGUUCCCAUAACAUUACUUAACAUAACACAGCUAUCUAGUUACAGAAAAGAUGCACACACUUCAAUAUACAAGAAGCAAUGGAGCCCCUUGACAGCAGAACAAUUAGCAAACCCUGUUAGCUAUGCUGAUUGUGUUCAUUGGUGUUUGCCUGGCCUUCAAGACACUUGGAAUGAGCUUUUGUUUGCAAAGUUAUUCUAUCCUUAAAAAAAAAAGGGUUUUGAUUUUGAAUACUGUUGUUUGCUUUUGUAUCAUUGCUUAAAUUGUAUAUUAACAAUGUUAGUUAUUUUGCGUCCUGAAAGAAGAAAAAUUCAUUCAUCCACUUUUUGUACUCCUAAGUUUAAAAGAUGACUAAGAGGAUGUCAACUUUUGGUGUGCAGAAAGAUAUUUUUUAAUGGAGAAUAGUAAAUAUAUAAUUUUUU
Messenger RNA from Arachis duranensis, 1481 nucleotides. Its product is annotated as protein trichome birefringence-like 33. Gene Ontology annotation, cellular component: Golgi apparatus. Gene Ontology annotation, molecular function: O-acetyltransferase activity. The coding region runs from base 1 to 1266 and encodes 421 amino acids. The transcript has 6 exons. The record is from RefSeq and is a predicted model, not a curated record. Lineage: Eukaryota; Viridiplantae; Streptophyta; Magnoliopsida; Fabales; Fabaceae.